Molecule: messenger RNA, 1134 nt
Organism: Miscanthus lutarioriparius
Lineage: Eukaryota; Viridiplantae; Streptophyta; Magnoliopsida; Poales; Poaceae
Source: the annotation of a GenBank genome assembly
AUGCUGCUGAUGAUGAGUACGUCUACGAUGAAGAAUCAUGGUAUAGGGCUUUGCCAAGGAGCAAUAGGACAUAUCGUGACAUACGCGCUGAGAGUCAAGCCUGGCCUGUGCAUACCUGUAGUUGUUGCAUCUUUCUUGCAACUGGGCAAGAUGGUGAAGAAAAAAGGAAAGUUGGAUGUUGAUGGGCCUAUCCGUGCAAGAACCAUAACUUGGGAGGAGGACCAGACUAAGUUCAUGCUGAAUUGGUAUAUUGAGUAUAGGAAACACCAGCAUGCAGGUUUUGUGUGGAAGAAGCCACACCAUGCAAAGUGUGCUGAUGCCUUAAACAAAGAGUUUGGCAUGGGUGUAACCAUUGAACAGGUUAAUCGUCACUACAGGGAGUACAAGGACAAGUGGAGGAUAGUUGAGAGAGCUUUAAGUAACAGUGGAAAUGGAUUUGAUGCGAUCAGGUGCAAGGUAACUAUUUCUGAAUCUGAAAAGAAAAAGCUAAAGGACGUAGAGAGGCGCUUGCUUUCUAAGCCCAUCAAAUUCUAUAAUGAGAUGGAAGAGCUCUUCAAAGGUAGCCAUGCAGAUGGUUCUCUUGCCAUGGAUCAAGAAACAUGCUUGGAUGAUGAUAAGGGCUCUGAUAGUGAUGAUAGUGGAGGCCUUAAUGACAUAUCUGGUUAUGCACAUCGAAUUGACCUUGAAGGUGAUGACUCCGACACAUUACCCUCACCUGAAGGUCCUAAAACUAGUCCUAACUAUGAAGGUAGUGGAGAAAAUAGCUCAAAGAGCCCACGUCGAUCUGGAAAGAAGCGACCAAGAGGGGUCAAGUCGCCUAGUAAGAAGCCAACAAAGUCUAAGAGUCGUUUUGCAGAUGCCACUAAAGACAUCAGCACAACUAUGAAGGUCAUUGCAAACACUCUUACUCAGCCACCUCCUCCACCACCAGUCCCAAUUUCCGUGGAUCCACAUGCUGAAUUGUGGAAGAGGUUAGAAGCUUUGCCUAUCCGUGCAGAUGAUAAAAUCACCGUUGGUGUUUACUUGGCACGAGCUGAAAAUGAAGGUAUGCGUGGUUGGCUCAGUGCUUCCAGUAACACAACUUUGGAGACUUGGGUGUACCGGUUCUUGUGUAACCAAGAUGGUAAGCCAUGA